Messenger RNA from Hypomesus transpacificus, 1059 nucleotides. Its product is annotated as serine/threonine-protein kinase pim-2-like. Gene Ontology annotation, cellular component: cytoplasm. Lineage: Eukaryota; Metazoa; Chordata; Actinopteri; Osmeriformes; Osmeridae. Gene Ontology annotation, molecular function: ATP binding; protein serine/threonine kinase activity. Gene Ontology annotation, biological process: negative regulation of apoptotic process; regulation of mitotic cell cycle; protein autophosphorylation. The record is from RefSeq and is a predicted model, not a curated record. Bases 1 to 1059 code for a protein of 352 amino acids. The transcript has 6 exons.
AUGGGGGGGCAGGAGCGAGGCUCAGAGAGCAGACGAGGCAAGGCGGCGAGUGAAGUGGAGGGAGAAGAGAGGAUGGAGAGCGGUCCCGUAGAAACCACAGUGUCUAAAGAGAGGGACGGCUAUCAGGAAAGAGAGUGUGAAAUAGAGGAAAGUUCCCUCCUGGGCCGGUUUAGACUGAGGGUUAACAGAAGGGAGAAGAUUAGGAGAGGCAGCUUCAAGUCUCUCUACUCGCUGGGAAGCAUGCUUGGGAAGGGCGGUUGUGGGGCUGUGUAUGCAGCAAUCUGCAAAACCAAUGGUCGACAGGUAGCUAUAAAGUAUGUGAAGAAAGGAAUGGCUGAGCCAUAUGUGAAGCUGCCAGGACUGGGGCAGCCGGUGCCCCUGGAGGUGGCCCUGAUGCAGAUCGUCAGCCACCCCCCAGCUUGCCCCUACGUGCUGCAGCUGCUGGAGUGGUUCCAGGAGGCCGAGCGGUUCAUCCUGGUGCUGGAGAGGCCCUACUCCUGCAUGGACCUGUUUGACUUCAUGGAGGUGCUGGGCGGCCAGAUGGACGAAUGUCUGGCCAGAGCCGUCAUGAUCCAGGUUGUCCUGGCGACGUGCCACUGCCGAGAGAGAGGGGUCCUGCACCGGGACGUGAAGGUCGAGAAUCUGCUCGUGCAGACGGACACUCUGAAGAUCAAGCUCAUCGAUUUUGGCUGUGGAGACUUGCUGAGGACCAGUAGCUACAGAGACUAUUCAGGCACGGAGGAGUUCUGUCCCCCGGAGUGGGUGCUGCGCGGGGUCUACCAGGGCCGCCCCGCCACCGUCUGGUCUCUGGGAGUCCUGCUCUUCAGCAUGGUGUGUGGGUACCUGCCUUUCAACCAGGAGGCAGACAUCAUCUCUGGACGCCCACGCUUCACGAAGGACCUCAGUAAACAAUGUAAGAAGCUCAUUGGCUGGUGUCUGCAGCGGGACCCAACCAAGAGACCAGUCCUGGAGCAGAUACUCCUUCAUGAUUGGAUGAUAGCGAGCGAGGCGUCAGAACACUCCAGGCCUACAGUCCAUCCUCCUCCAUCAAAUCCUUAA